Messenger RNA from Brienomyrus brachyistius, 2567 nucleotides. Its product is annotated as palmitoyltransferase ZDHHC14-like. NCBI's taxonomy places the organism in Eukaryota, Metazoa, Chordata, Actinopteri, Osteoglossiformes, Mormyridae. The record is from RefSeq and is a predicted model, not a curated record. The transcript has 10 exons. Gene Ontology annotation, cellular component: Golgi apparatus; endoplasmic reticulum. The coding region runs from base 1306 to 2397 and encodes 363 amino acids. Gene Ontology annotation, molecular function: protein-cysteine S-palmitoyltransferase activity. Gene Ontology annotation, biological process: protein targeting to membrane; peptidyl-L-cysteine S-palmitoylation.
CGCUUUAGAACUGAACCGUUAAUGCAGCGAGCUGUAACAGCAUGAAGGUGCUGAAAGCUUCGUGUAUUUUCUUCCAGCCGAUUAAGACAAAGGCUUUUACGUUUUGAUGUUGCAGCUUUGUUAACGGUUGGUACACGGAAUCGUUGUAUUUAGUAAUGAAAUUCUCCACUUUUCAGCAUUAUAACGUUUUUUCUUCUUAGCUGUAUUUCUUUUCUGGAGUGUGUGUGUCGGCGUUUGUGGUUUUUUUUUCAAAGCGAUUUAAUUGGCUUUGAUAACUAAAGAGUCGGGAUGUUGCCCUACUUUGCAUGAAAAUUUUUCCUCCCAUAUUGAUGGACGAAUUAUUCCUCUCCAUUCAAAUGUUGCGCUUGUUUUUCGAUGCUUCUCGUAACAAGCCUGGAUAACGGAUCUGGAUAAAGGAUAAACAGCUAAUGAUCUCCUUUGACAAACACAAGAGGAGGGAGCAUCUUUCUGGGUGGAUUUUCUGGUGUUUCUGUAACCCGAUUGCAGUCCGGUGGCUUCAUUUGGCUGGAUACUUAACUUUACCCGCCAGUCAUUUUAGUUGCGCCUAUAACUGAUCAAGGAGCCGACCGCAGGCGUGCUUAAAACUCACUGCAUGUCUCACAUCCCAGCAUCAUUUAUUAUUAUUAUAUUUUGAGAUAUAUAACGGAUGCAUGUUCGUUGGUCCCACACAUUUUUCGACAACAUAGGACGUCGUUCACAUGGAAAGUUUGAUAGAUGUUGCAAAUCCAAGAUAUAAGGACGUGUAAGCCGGAGAUAAUUUAAAUAUCUUCGUUGGUGUUUAGAAACACUUUCGCCAAACUCUGUAAGGUUAUAUUUUGGAUAGUUAUUCAUCACUCACAAAGGGACUUAACACUUGACACGGGUUCCUGCAAACGAUCACAUUGACUAAGUUAUACUGUUUUAGUGGUGAACAUUAAGAUCGUGGGCUGAUGGAUCCUGGGAUGACAGAGUGUCAGUACAGUCAGAUCAGCACGGUCGCCUCAUCGCUAAUGGAGAGCCAGCUUGGGAAGAAGAUCCCCAAAAGGAAGUGGCAAACUUUUCCGGGCAGGAAUAAGUUUUACUGCAAUGGAAGGAUCAUGAUGGGUAGACAAACCGGUGUCUUCUACCUUACCAUGGUACUUAUCGUGGUCACCAGCGGGCUCUUCUUUGCUUUUGAAGCGACGAUGGCCAUCAUCCAGCAAGACUGAUGUGAGAUGAGGCUUGGUAAUCCAUCUCUGUCCCUUCCUGGCCUCCAGCUUGACUCCUGCCAUCCCGGCUAUAGGUGGCUUCCUCUUCCUCUUUGUCAUGGGCAUGCUGUUCAGGGCCAGCUUCAGUGACCCCGGUGUGCUGCCCCGCGCCACGCCUGACGAGGCCGCUCACCUGGAGAGCCAGAUCGGUGACGAUGACAUUAACAGCCGCUCUCCCCCACGGACCCAGGAGGUCGUCAUCAACGGUCAAACUGUGAAGCUGAAGUACUGCUUCACCUGCAAGAUCUUCAGGCCGCCAAGAGUCUCUCACUGCAGCCUCUGUGACAACUGUGUGGAGAGGUUCGACCACCACUGCCCUUGGGUGGGUAACUGUGUGGGCAAGAGGAACUACCGCUUCUUCUACCUCUUCAUCCUCUCGCUGUCCUUCCUCACGAUCUUCAUCUUCGCCUUCGUCAUCACGCACAUUGUCCUCAGGUCCAGUCAGACUGGCUUCCUCAGCGCUCUCAAAGAUAGCCCUGCCAGAUAUCCAUCCAAGGUGGUCGUCUGCUUCUUCUCUGUGUGGUCCAUCGUGGGCCUCUCUGGGUUCCACACCUACCUGAUUGGCUCCAACCAGACCACUAAUGAAGAUAUCAAGGGUUUGUGGUCAUCCAAGAGAGGGAAGGGCAACUACAACCCCUACAGUUACAGCAGUGUCAUCACCAACUGCUGCGCCGCACUUUGCGGGCCUCUUCCACCCAGUCUGAUUGACCGACGUGGCUUCAUCCAGCCAGACACUCCGCAGACUGCGAUCCAGUCCAAUGGAACCACAGCCUACGUGGCAUCCCAGCCUCAAGCCCACAUGUGUGACCAAGAUCAGUGCAUUCAGGGCACUAAAUUCGUUUUCCAGGCUGCCACCACACCCCUUCUGCACAGCGACCCCAUAUCUUUGGGCUCUGUGCAGCCCCUCCUGGGUAAGAUCCCGCUUGGGGUAGCCUGUUCGACCCUGAGCUACCCAGCUCAGCAUGCUGCCACUGCUUCCAUGCCCAGCCGACCGUGGGAGGGGCAGGCGUUGCCCCACCGGGACCCGGAGCAGGAGGCGAACCGCCAGCUUUACCCCAAGGCUCCUGGCCUGGGUGCAUAUGGUCCUGCUUCCCAGGACUCCCUGCACCAGGACUCAGUCCGAGGCCUGGUCAAACUGAGCUCCGUCUGACCUCCGACGUCACUCCUUCUGCUCUCCACAGGAAGUGACCUCUGACAGCUGCUUCCAUAGCUCCUUAUGGCCCCCCUAUUUAUUCGUGCUGCCAACAGUAGUGUCAGCAAAGCCCCCCACAUUAAGACUGCUUGGCCAAACAGAGAAUGGAUACCUGGAUCCUCUCUGAG